This is a messenger RNA of Meyerozyma guilliermondii ATCC 6260, 2082 nucleotides long. RefSeq lists its product as uncharacterized. The record is from RefSeq and is a predicted model, not a curated record. Gene Ontology annotation, molecular function: monoacylglycerol lipase activity. Bases 1 to 2082 code for a protein of 693 amino acids. The transcript has a single exon. Lineage: Eukaryota; Fungi; Ascomycota; Pichiomycetes; Serinales; Debaryomycetaceae.
AUGCCAAAUCCUUUUCUAUGGUAUAGAGACAAGGAAAAUUUGAAAAUAGGAGGCAUAUGCAGAUACAAGCUUGUCUAUACCUGUAUUGACGAUACAAGGAAACAAAUCUACUUAAGGUUGAAAAACGAUGAGCGAACAUCAAUAAGAGCGGUGCAUAUUUUGAAUGGACCGUUUAUUCUAUAUUGUCAUGUUGUCCCUUGUAAUUAUAAGCAUGAGACCCAGUUUAUACCCGAAAAUCCUGAUGAUAACAAGGAGGUUGUGUUCAAAAAUCAACUCAAACCGGGCCAAACAUUUAAUGUCAAGUUACAGUUGAACAGCAAUUCCUACUAUGGAAAAUCACCAGAGGGUCAUCCCAUGUAUAUGUGGACGACUGAUAUAGUGUCACAAAUAGUGAUCUCUCGACAUGCCCGUAUUUAUUACGAUCUUAUGAUCGGCGAAGAUUUUGAGCAAAUGAAGAGUCUUAACCAUGGUCCAUUUCUGAACUCGUUGACAGUACUAAAGUCGCCUACUACUGGUAAUUUCAAGUCAGACACUUCGCAAGCAGAAUUGGGCAUCCUGACAAAGCCACAGCUCAAAGUAGAGAAACUCGACACCGAAGCUCUAUGGCCCGAGCUUCCCGAAGAUCCAACAAAACCCAUUCAUUUGGUAAUCAUCACCCAUGGUUUAUUCUCCAAUGUCACAGCAGACAUGAUGUAUCUCAAAGAUCGAAUACUUCAGGCGUCGCUGGAUAAUCUUUUGGUGAAGGGAUUCGAAGGAAAUGCUGGUCGAACUGAAAAGGGAAUAAAGCGACUAGGUUUGGGAGUUUCCCAUUAUACUACCGAACUUAUUUCUAGCUUGCUUGCAAAAGGUCACAAAAUUAACCGAAUAUCGUUUAUCGGUCACUCGUUAGGAGGACCGGUCCAGCUCUAUGCAAUCAAAAAUAUUCUUCUCACGAAGGGGACUUCGUACUUUGAGGAUCGAGGAAUUCAGCCAUAUAACCUUGUGUGCAUGGCCAGUCCUUUACUAGGUGUUCUCAGCGAAAUGAGUCUUUGGAUAUCGUGGUUUCUUGAUCUCGGAACGUUAGGUAAAACUGGUCGUGAUCUUACGCUUCUGAAGAAACUUCCCAGCUUUAAGAAUAAAGAACGCAGCAGAGAAGCAUUUCGUCCAUUGUUAGAGGUACUACCUAAUGACCCUCUUAAGACGUUCUUGGCCAAGUUUGUUCACCUCACAUUAUAUGCCAAUGCUAUAAAUGAUGGCAUUGUGCCAUUAAGAACUUCUGCCUUGUUGUAUCUAGACUAUGAGGCACUUGGUGAUGUCGAUGACUUGAAACAGCACAAGCCAGUUGACCCAGAGCAUCAGGAAGCUGCAGGGCACGACAAUCAUUCGGAAAAUACCAAUGUUUCCGAAAACACCGUGGGAGAAGUACCAUCAGAUAACGAGUACGACAAUGCUGUGGAGGACUUGCGAAAUGAAAAAAAACCAAAGUACAAAGAUCUUUUCUCAUUCGGAGUGGCUAAGAAGAACAAACCUUCACGAAGGGAACGGACGUUAAGGAAAAUUACGGCGAAAGGAAGCGACUUGGCUCAAUCCAUCAAUAAUGUGGACGACGAUGAAGACGAGGGUGAAGAUGAUUAUGAACUUCACAGAAGUGAUCAGGCAGAAGACUCGUCUAAUUCGGCUUCAAAGUUCAAAGUUCCCCCCAAAGCAUCGGUAAUUGAGUCAGCAGUCCUAACCUUAAUUGCACCCAAACCGACAGUGAAAUACAUCUUGGAUCCAGAAACGAGAAGACCAGUUAUUUUUCAUGACAAGUUCUAUCGGUUCGAGAACUUGCCCGAGCACAAGGAGGAGUCCAACAAAUACCGUAUCCCACUUCCUCGUCUACUUUUCCACUAUAGCGAUUGGAAAUUGGGCAAGCAGGUGGAAAUAGCGAGAAAGUACCACCAGCCAGAUCUCAACUGGAGAAAGGUAUUGGUAAGUCUACCACCGGAUGCCCACAACAACAUUGUAGUACGCCGCCGAUUCGCCAAUGGUUAUGGCUGGGGUGUAAUUGACCAUUUGUGCGAUGAGCUCUUCACCGAAAUGCCAUUGAAGCCGAAGAUGUAA